Molecule: messenger RNA, 10807 nt
Organism: Xenopus laevis (African clawed frog)
Lineage: Eukaryota; Metazoa; Chordata; Amphibia; Anura; Pipidae
Gene: nav2.S
Product: neuron navigator 2 S homeolog
Exons: 40
Coding region: 708-7964 (2418 amino acids)
Biological process (GO): neurogenesis; nervous system development
Cellular component (GO): nucleus; cytoskeleton
Molecular function (GO): ATP hydrolysis activity; ATP binding
Source: RefSeq, a predicted model, not a curated record
CCACACACACACUCUCAGCUCAGCACUAGAGGCACAGGAGCCCUAAUUUGUGCCACAAGCCGACAGGUAGGGAACUGGUUCAGGUUCAGUGGGACGGUCUCUCCGUUGCUAUUCUGUCCUUGUUUCCCUUCUGCGGAAUGAAUGCACCAAGCCUUGGGUGGAUUUGUAUUUUCUCUGGGUGCUAAAGCAGCACUGCACCACUAACUCCCAUGCCUAUGGAGCUGGCUUCUCUCUAAAGCAAACGUCCAAGGGCAUCAGCCUCCUUAACAUAAUAGCCCACAUCUGCUUCUUGGCUCCCACCGGGGGAACAAGACCUUUUCAGCUUGGAAUCCGACUGCUUGGAUAUCUCAGCCUUAGAGAGUGCAGGGAGUAAUGCUGCAGUGCUGAGAUGAUGAAGAGGACGAUGCCUGUCACCCAGCGAGGAAAUUAAAGGUCUCGGCCGAUCCUACUAGAAUAAACUGUUGAAUGCAGUCAAAAUGUGCAGCAGCCUCUGCCUCCCAAUGAAAUGUGUUAUGUGGAACAUGGAGCGGCUGGUGAGGAUGAUGAAGAUGGGCUCACGCUAAUGCAGUUGAUAUUUGAUCAAGCAGCUCUGCAGUCUUCUUGAUUUUAACCCCUUGGACUCCCUUGGCUGUGGGCUGCCUCAACCCAGAGACACUGAUAAGCUAUUAAAGCUUAAACCCAGACAGGUCUUUAGUAAGGUGCAAAAAAUGCCAUCCAUUCUGGUGGCCUCCAAGAUGAAGUCGGGGCUACCCAAACCCAUCCACAGCGCCGCUCCUAUGCUGCAUGUCCCAGCCAGGACAAUACCUCAACCCUGCUACAUUAAAUUGGGGAACAAGGCGGAGGUUUCCAAGCAUGCGUUCCCCAGCCAGGUCCCACUGAAACCCCAGCCAGCCAUUGACUCCUCGGGGGACGGACAUCUGAUUAAGAAGAGUGAUUCCACGGAAGGCGGGUUUGAUACCCAGAUCUACACCGACUGGGCAAACCAUUACCUGGCAAAAUCGGGGCACAAGCGGCUCAUUAAGGAUCUGCAGCAAGAUGUGACGGAUGGCGUGUUGCUGGCGGAGAUUAUUCAGGUUGUGGCCAACGAGAAGAUUGAAGAUAUCAAUGGCUGCCCCAAGAACAGAUCCCAAAUGAUUGAGAAUAUAGAUGCGUGCCUGAGUUUCCUGGCAGCGAAAGGAAUAAACAUACAAGGAUUAUCAUCGGAGGAGAUCAGGAAUGGGAAUUUGAAGGCCAUUUUAGGCCUGUUCUUCAGCCUCUCACGCUACAAACAGCAGCAGUCUCAGAAGCAGCCCCAGCAAUACCAGCAGCAGCCGCCUCCAGCACCCCAAAAUACGGGGCCCCAACUGCAGUGCCAGCAACUCUACCAACCCACCAACACACCUCAUGCACAGUCCUACCCAACAGUCCCAGUACAGUGCCAACAACCACAGCAACCUCCCCAUUCACAGACAAAAGCACAAGCAGAUAUGCACUCCAGCUCAUCUUCCAAAGAGCCAUCUGACAUCAAAUUCCUCAGGUUUUCUCUGGGGCAGCGAAAGCAAUCGCGACUCCCUGCCCCAAGCUCAAGGGGGCCGGCAGCCGGCAGUGAGAACAAAUCCCGAGGGCAGAUUGGUGGUGGCAGCAGGCGUAGUCAGAGCUUUAACAACCAUGAAAAGGCAAAGCUGCUGAAUCCCCCGGCAACUGUAAAUGAUAAAGGAGCAACAGAAAACAUUGUCUCACAACAAUCAGGAAUGAGUGAGAAUGGCUUCUCUGCUCUGUGCAACCCCACUGUGGUUACCUGCCCCAACUCCUCCUCCAUCCCCCAGCCCAACUGCACCAAUAAGCCCUGGCGGAGUAAAUCUCUCAGCGCUAAGCACACAGCGACGUCUUCCAUAUUGUCCGUGAAACAGGCGGUGCCAGAGAGUCCAAAAGAACCGACAGAACCUCCCAAGCCAGCCCCCAAUAACCAGAAAUCCAUGCUGGAGAAACUCAAGCUCUUCAAUAGCAAAGGUGUCUCCAAAACUGCUGGAAGCUCCCUAGAAGGGUGCCGGGACACCAGCUGUGAGAGGUUGGACUCCAUCCCCAGCUUCGAGGAGGCAGAAGAGACUGAUGUUUCCACACGGAACAGCAACAACACAAACCUGGUGUCCAACAGCCCCAAAAUAGCACUGAAGGGCAUUGCUCAGAGGACACUGGGCCGGGCACUGACUAACAAGAAGAACUCCCCAAAAGGUGCAGAGAAAGAGAAGGAGAAACAAAAAGAGAAGGAGAAAACAAAAGAAGCUUCCAAACGGGUGUCGGUGACUGAGAAGCUGGAGGCAAAGGAAGAGCCUAAAGAUGAACAAAUGGUGGGUGCCGUGGAACUGCCAAAAAAGUCCUCCAAGAUCUCCAGCUUUAUCCCCAAAGGCAGUAAACUGGGCAACGCCAAGAAAGAGGUCUCUGUCCCGCCACCUCAUAGUGGCAUACCUAAACCAGGGAUCAAAAACACCCCAGGGAAAGCCUCAAGUGCCCCCCCAGCAAAAGAAGGAGAGCGGAGCCGCAAGACUGGGACAGGACUCUCUCUGCAGAAAGCCCAGUUGGACAACCGGAACUCUAGCUCCACAUCCAGCUUGGCCUCCUCGGAAGGGAAAGGGGUGGGAACUGCUGGGGGCCCUCUGCAGUCUACAGGCACUGUCAGUGUUCAGCUACCUCAGCCUCAGCAACAAUACACCCACCCCAACACUGCAACUGUUGCCCCUUUCAUGUACAGGUCUCAGGCAGAUCCUGAUGGGGGCGUCUCAGUGGAGACCAGUUCGGGAGGAUUAAGUAUGGACUCCCCGCUCUACAAUAAAACAGGGCAGCCAAGUUUGGAAGAUCUUUCUGGGGAAGAUCCUGAAACACGAAGGCUACGAACGGUGAAGAACAUUGCGGAUCUCCGACAGAAUUUGGAGGAAACAAUGUCCAGUCUACGAGGGACCCAGAUCACUCACAGCACCUUGGAAACCACAUUUGACAGCAAUGUAACUACUGAAAUCAGCGGGCGUGGAAUGCUUGGUUUAUCGGCCAGGCCGACCCCUCUCUCUUGGAGACUUGGACAGUCCAGCCCCCGUCUGCAGGCAGGCGACGCACCAUCCUUGGGCAAUGGAUACCCACCGAGAGCCAAUGCCAGUCGCUUUAUUAACUGUGAGCCUGGCAGGUACAUGUAUUCGGCACCACUCAGGAAGCAACUGGCAUCAAGGGGAGGGAACAUUGGCCACGUGGAUGCCUCGGAGAAAGGGGGAGAUGUGCUGGAUGUUGAGGGGAUCAGCAUUGACGCUGCUGGUUACAUGAGCGAUGGGGACGUCCUGAGCAAAAACAUCAGAAGUGACGAGAUCACCAGCGGGUAUAUGACGGAUGGAGGCCUGGGGCUUUAUACUCGAAGACUGAAUCGGCUUCCAGACGGUAUGGCGGCGGUACGGGAAACAUUGCAGCGUAAUGCCUCCGUGGGCCAUGGGGAUGCAGACAGUUGGGACGACAGCAGUUCUGUGAGCAGUGGGAUCAGCGAUACCAUCGACAAUCUCAGCACAGACGAUAUAAACACCAGCUCUUCCAUCAGCUCCUACGCCAACACACCUGCGUCCUCGCGCAAAAACCUGGACACACAGACUGAUAUAGAGAAACACUUGCACAUUGACCGGAAUUCUCUGUGGUCUGGGGAUGAAGUGAAAAGGUCAGACGGGGGCUCAGACAGUGGUGUGAAAAUGGAUUCUGGGAGCAAAUGGAGGAAGAACCCUUCGGACCUAUCAGAUGAGUCAGAUAAAAGCACCCCGGGAAGGAAGACAACAGUCAUCUCACAGACAGGAUCAUGGAGAAGGGGGAUGACAGCUCAGGUUGGAAUCACUGCCCCGAGGACCAAGCCCUCAGCAGCUACUCUAAAAGCCCCCGGGACAGGGAAAACGGAUGAUGCAAAAGUGUCAGAAAAAGGAAGACUUUCCCCAAAAUCCGCACACAUCAAACGCUCUCCGUCGGACGCAGGACGCAGCAGUGGGGAUGAAGCCAAGAAGCCUCCUUCUAAUACCUCUAGGGCAACACCUACCAAUACGUUUGGUUUUAAGAAGCAGGGUGGGACAGUGGUGGGUAUCCCUAUUUGUACAGCCAGUGGUGCCACCAUCACCAGCGGCUCCGCAACCCUCGGCAAAAUGCCCAAAUCUACGGGGCUGAUCGGCAGGUCCAACCGCAAGGCAAGCAUGGAUGGUGCCCAGAACCAGGACGAUGGGUACCUACAAAUAAACACCAGAACCAACCUGCAGUACCGCAGCCUACCCAGGCCCAGCAAAUCACGGAGUGGAACCGGUAACCGGUCCAGUACCAGCAGCAUUGACUCCAACAUCAGCAGUAAGUCGGCCGGGCUGCCCAUCCCAAAGCUGAGAGAACCCGGCAAGGUAACGCUUGGCCACUCUGUGUUGGGACUAGUCAACCAAACGGACAAAGAGAAAGGGAUUUCCUCUGAUAACGAGAGCGUGGCCUCCUGCAACUCCAUCAAAAUGACCCCUGCAUCCCAAGCACCAUGCAACAGCAGCCGCCAGCAACAGGGCAACAAGUACCCCGACGUGUCCUCCCCUACACUGCGCAGGCUUUUUGGUGGGAAGCCAAACAAAUCUCUUACCACUGAAAAUAUGAAGAGCUCAAUGGUCAUUUCCAACCCUCAUGCCACAAUGAACUCUCAGACGAACCCAGACUCUCCCUCGGGGAGCGCAAUUCUGAACAGCGGUGGCAGCAGCCCACUGUAUGUCAAGACGAUGGACCAUUCCCCUCUAGCCUCCAGCCCAGGAUCCGCCCACUCAGCACCUUCCAACAGCCUGACCUGGGGGACGACAGCCAGCAGCUCCUCGGCUGUCAGUAAGGAAGGCCUGGGAUACCAGUCUGUCAGCAGCCUCCAUACCAGCUGUGAAUCUAUCGACAUCUCACUCAGCAGCAAUAAUUCCCCCAGUGCACUGACUGCUUCCUCCAGGGAUGACACAAUGACUCCCUUUGUAAGGACCAACAGCAUUAAGACUACUUUGUCUGAAAGCCCUCUCUCCUCUCCUGGUGCUAGCCCCAAAUUCAGCAGAAACACUUUGCCCCGGAAGCAGGACAGUUCUUAUCUCCUUUCUCAACGUUGCCGCAGCGACCUCUACCUUGAUAGGAACACUUUGCCAAAAAAAGGACUCAGGUGUGCCCCUUCCUCUCAGAUCCGAAGCCAGGAUGAUGCCAAAGAAUGGCUGAGAUCUCAUUCCUCUGGGGGGUUGCAAGAUACUGCGAGUAACUCUCCCUUUUCCCCCGGCUCCAGCAUCACGUCGCCUUCUGGCACCCGCUUCAACUUCUCACAGCUCGCAAGUCCAACAACGACCUCCCAGAUGUGCUUGUCCAAUCAGUCCAUGUUGCGCACGCACAGCCUCUCCAACACCGACGGCCCUGGGGACCCCUAUGGCGAAAGUCGCUUCCGCAACAGCUCCAUGUCGCUGGAUGAAAAGACCAGAACCAUGAGUCGCUCUGGAUCCUUCCGGGAUGGCUUUGAGGAAGUGCAUGGAUCCUCCUUGUCUCUUGUUUCCAGCACUUCCUCCGUGUACUCAACUCCUGAAGAGAAGUGCCAUUCAGAGAUCCGCAAGUUAAGGAGAGAGCUGGAUUCCUCCCAGGAGAAGGUGUCUGCCCUCACUACCCAGCUUAGUGCCAAUGCUCACCUGGUUGCAGCUUUCGAGCAGAGCCUGAGCAACAUGACUAUCCGGCUGCAGAGCCUGACCAUGUCUGCAGAGCAGAAGGAUUCAGAGCUGAACGAGUUAAGGAAAACCAUCGACCUCUUAAAGAAACAGAACGCUGCGGCCCAGGCUGCUAUUAACGGAGUAAUCAACACCCCAGAGCUGGACUGUAAAGCAGGAAAUGGGACCUCACAGGCCCCCGACCUGCGCAUCCGCCGGCAACACUCCUCUGACAGCGUCUCCAGCAUCAACAGCACCACAAGCCACUCCAGUGUGGGCAGCAACGUGGACAGUGAUUCGAAGAACAAGAAAAGGAAAAACUGGGUGAAUGAGCUGCGCAGCUCCUUCAAACAAGCCUUCGGCAAGAAGAAGUCCCCCAAAUCCGCUUCUUCUCAUUCCGAUAUCGAGGAGAUGACUGACUACUCCCUCCCUUCAUCACCAAAGUUGCCCCACAAUGGCUCUGCCAUGUCCACCCCUCGCCUGAGAGGCUCGCACUCCAGCUCUCUGAUUUCUGAGUUCACGGAGAACGAGGCAGAGAGUGUCAUGCAGCUACGGAAUGAGCUGAGGGACAAAGAGAUGAAACUGACAGACAUCCGCCUGGAGGCCCUGAGCUCCGCCCACCAACUGGACCAACUACGAGAGUCCAUGAACCGCAUGCAGUCGGAGAUUGAGAAGCUGAAAGCAGAGAAUGACAGUUUGAAGGCAGAAAAUCACGGCAAGUGUAGCAGGACCCAAUCCCAGAUCUCCUUGUCCUCCUGCUCCCCGAGACAAUCCAUGGGGCCCUCUCAGCACAGCCUCAGCCUGACCGAGUCCUCCAGCCUUGACAUGCUGCUAGAUGAUGCUGCCGAUGGCACCAUGCGAAAGGAAAGCCGCCAUGUUCGGAUCGUCGUUAACCUCUCCGAGGAAAUGAAGUGGCGAGAGGAUGCCAGACCUCGGCUUUUCCUGAUUGGCUGCAUCGGCGUUGGCGGUAAAACUAAAUGGGACGUUCUGGACGGGGUGGUAAAGAGACUGUUCAAGGAGUACAUCAUCCACGUUGAUCCAGUUACUCAGCUGGGCCUCAAUUCAGACAGUGUACUAGGCUACAAUAUUGGCGACAUCAAGCGAACCGGUAACUCUGAGACCCCCGAGCUGCUGCCGUGUGGAUAUCUGGUGGGGGAAAACAACACCAUCUGUGUCACUAUGAGAGGCCUCCCUCAGAGCAGUUUGGAUUGCCUGGUGUUUGAGACGCUGAUCCCAAAGCCAAUAUUACAGAGAUACAUCUCACUGUUAAUGGAGCACAGGAGGAUUAUCUUGUCUGGGCCUAGCGGCACAGGCAAAACCUACCUGGCCAAUCGACUUUCAGAGUACCUGGUGCAGUGGGAAGGGCGGGAGCUUUCUGACGGGGUCAUCGCUACCUUUAAUGUAGAUCAUAAAUCUAGCAAGGAGCUGCGCCAGUACCUCUCCCACGUGGCCGAGCAGUGCAGCAACCAGAACAACUCGGCCGACGUACCUCUGGUUAUUAUACUAGACAACCUGCAUCAUGUCAGCUCCCUGGGAGAGAUCUUCAAUGGGCUUCUGAACUGCAAAUAUCAGAAAUGCCCCUAUAUCAUCGGCACCAUGAACCAAGCGACCUCCUCCACCCCCAAUCUGCAGCUGCAUCAUAACUUCAGGUGGGUGCUGUGCGCCAAUCACACCGAGCCCAUCAAGGGCUUCCUCGGCCGCUACCUCAGAAGGAAACUCAUAGAAACAGAGAUCAGCUCCAGAACGAGAAAUCCAGAACUGGUGAAAAUCAUCGACUGGAUCCCGAAGGUUUGGCAACAUCUGAACAAAUUCCUGGAGACGCACAGCUCGUCGGAUGUGACCAUCGGCCCACGACUGUUCCUCUCCUGCCCCAUAGAUGUGGAUGGUUCAAGGGUCUGGUUUACUGAUUUGUGGAAUUAUUCCAUUAUUCCCUACCUCCUAGAGGCUGUCAGAGAAGGACUGCAGCUCUAUGGCAGGAGAGCCCCCUGGGAAGACCCCGCCAGAUGGGUGAUGGACACCUACCCCUGGACGGCCGUACCCCAGCAGCAUGAGUGGCCCCCCUUGCUCCAGCUCAGGCCGGAAGAUGUUGGUUUCGAUGGCUACUCUGCACCCAGAGAGGGAACGUCCAGCAAACAAGCUGCACCCAGUGAUGUAGAAGGUGACCCUUUGAUGAACAUGCUGAUGCGACUGCAGGAGGCGGCCAAUUACUCCAGCCCUCAGAGUUACGACAGCGACUCAAACAGCAACAGCCACCAGGAUGACCUGGACACUUCCCUGGAGUCGACGCUGUGACACCUGCCUUUGGAAUUCCCUUAUGGGCCACCGUCCUUUCUAUUGGGAGGAAUUGGUUCCCGGCCUCAGGGGGGUUGCCAGCUGCCUGAAUAAGACACUUUAUUAUAAGACUUUUUAGACUGACCACGGGCGCUGGACGCCCUGUGAAUAAUCUUUGUUUUUAUUGGACAAGGCAUGAGUAUGUGAGCUGCACUAUUUCUCAUGUCUUGUUGCAAUAGGCCAUCAUGUCUGGAACACUGAAUAUAUUUUACUUGUAUAUUUGAAGAGAAGAGCGGAGUGGGCGGAAUUGUGCGCUAUCAGGACUGGGAUUGGACGAUACAAUGACCUAUGCUGCUUAUAACCAAACACACAGACAUGGGGUGCUGGCCACACCAACUGCACAGAGUAACCUCAGCCGCGGGGAGUGACUCUACUAUGGUGCUCUUCUUUCUUGUAGCGUUAAACGCUGGUGCUGGGGGUGGGGAGCGUCGCACACUUAACACCAUGACAACACGUGUCGCUUCUGUUUUAACAAUAGCGUUGGUUUAUCGAUGACGUUUCCUUUACAUAUUCCAGGGGGGUUUGUUGAGAACAGGGAAAGGCAGCUUCCCCCUCUCCAGGUGUCACAUACAUACAACUCCCCUUAUGCCUCGGGCAGGUGGGGGCUGUAAGAGGGAUACUGGGAUUUGUAGUCUCACCAUGCCUGCUGUAUGAGACCAGCUCCGUCACCCAGGUACAGCGCUUUAUUAUUUCAAUCAAAUAAGACUCGGGGUCAGAAAUUACCACUGCAGCCUUGAGGCUACGGCACAUGGUGGGUUUGGAUCAGAAUUUUAGCAGAACUCUUUUGUUUUCAGGUGCCAAGGUGCAGGGUAAGGGCAUUGGUUUAUGUUAUAAAUUAAGUCACUCGUAGCAGCCAAUCGGCAAGUAACACUCAGUUAUCAGCGCACGUCUGAUUAGUAGCUAGAGUGACUGAUUUGGGCCCAUGUGUUCUAACAUUCCCAUAUUAAAGGCACCGUUUACCCGGACUUAUGUUGGGAACCAGUGCCACCUCAUCCCAAUUGCACUGUGCGUGGCAGUAGCUGUGCCCAUCAUUCCAGCUGCCACACCUGUACCUCAGGUAAGACAUGAGACCCGACAUAAGUGCAAAAAGUUUCAUCUGUUCUGUUUUGGUGCUGCCCUUUAUAAUGAUGCCUUACUUGUUAUUAUUGCUCCGCUGAUCCACGUACCCCUGGGUGGGGGCAGUUCCGUAUGUUCUUGUGAUCUCAGUGGCAUUGCCUCCUUUAUAGGGACCAGUACCCGUAGCCAAGCCGAGUGGAUUAGAGAUUAAAGUUCCUGAAUAUCAGCAUUUAAUGUAAGGUACAUAGUAUAGGGGGCUGUACAGUCCCAUCAGCCAUGUGUGUGGGCCCCCCUGCUAAUAUAUACGUAUAUAUAUGGGUAUCGGGCACCUUUUAUAUUGUGAAAUACCUCAUUGGUGGUGCCCAGCUGCAUUCACUGUAAUGUUCAGUUAUUUUGGCCAGAGCAGAGGAUUCUAUCAUUGGCUGCACAAUCCCCCCCAUUGGGCUGCUAUUGGUGCCAGUAGCAUUAAGAUGUACACAGGUUUCUGUUCAUGUCCGUGGGAUGUCCUAAUUAUGGAAAUAAGUUCAUUGUAACUAUGGGAGCUGCCAUACUGGGUCCUGCAUGGAUCAAAAAUAACUGAUGAUAUUGUCGUGGAUCAAUCUGGCCACACACACGUAUAUGAUGGAUGAGUCUGCGGGACAAUCAGUUAUAUCAGUACAGACAUGUGGCUCCAUUUCCCGGGUCUGUAACAGAACUGCUAUGGCAUGGAGUUAGGGGUACACUCCUAGCUGUUCGCAGAUCAUUCAGCCUCAGAAGAAGGGGAAGAGCUUUGGGAGGUGACUAUUACUCAGAGCUGAAGUGUACGUUACCUCUAUGCAGCCUGGCAAAAGGUCAACGACCUUCAGUUUCUCUGGUUUUACCGGCCCUUUACGAAAAUCGUUAGUGGGGUUAAAACGAAGAGGGUCACACAAGCCCUCGUUAAUAAAAUCCUUAUUUACAUAUAUAGGGGGCUAAGCGUUGGCUUCUUCUACACAACAAACCUCUGACCCCCUCAGUCAUUCUGCUGUUAUUAAGGGGACAGACCCAUUUUGGGAACUGUCGCUACUCAGGCACCUGCUGCCAUAGCAACACAAAUGCAGCCUAACUGCAACGGGUGUUUCAUAGACGUGUGUCUCCCACUUGGUGCAAUCCAUUGUAGUCAGAGACUUGCAGCAUGAGUGAGCUGCUAACUUGGCUUUCGCCUUAUCUUGUCUCCUCACCAGAUUCUAUGCAACACUUGGCUUAUGCUUCACAGAGACCCAAAAUCAGUUCCUUCAGAUUCAGGAUUUUUCAGUUCUGUCCCUCCAGGUGCUUUGGCUGCAUUUCCCAGCAUGCACUGUGGUCAGAUGCUGGGUCGUGUAGUUGUGCAAGAGCUGGGGGAGGGGGUAGUAGGGGAUACAGUAUCUGCGCUCGAGUUGAUUCCCCUUGUUCUGUACAUUUGGGCCCAAGGUCUGCGUAUCGAAUCCCGUCUCUUUCUACUUCCCCUGUGGAUACAAAGUGUCGAUGUUGAGAACCAGCUGUACAUUUCUCUCUGCGUGUGACAUACACUGUAAAUAUCUGAUCAAACUGCUGCCUUUUGAUGAUGUUUUCUAAGCCUUUUUUAACAAAGAAUCAGGAGCCCACACACCACCCAACCCCCUCCUCCUGAUCUUAUUUUCUAUUGGUUUAUUUGGUGCAUGAUCUGCCCAGAUCAUGUCUAGCGCUAAUAAUGAUGAUUGUACUGUCUUAAAUUAUUACCCAGGAAAUAAACUGACCCUUAUUUAUUCAGA